Molecule: messenger RNA, 1737 nt
Organism: Sclerotinia sclerotiorum 1980 UF-70
Lineage: Eukaryota; Fungi; Ascomycota; Leotiomycetes; Helotiales; Sclerotiniaceae
Exons: 3
Coding region: 1-1737 (578 amino acids)
Source: RefSeq, a predicted model, not a curated record
AUGCCUGUAAUUACCAGGUCUAAAUCUAAACGAUGUCUCUCAUCUAUUCCAAAAGAUGUAAAGUUAUAUCUUCCCAAAGUUUCUUCCUCAGAUGACCCUCCACAAAACCUUGUUGUUUACCCAAAGUGUCGUCAGAGCCAGUCAAAACAACAGUCCAGACAACAAUCGCGAAAACAAUCUCACAAAUAUCAAGAUUCUAGCCAAGAGAAGCCUCCCGGAGGAAGCACAAACAUUCAUUUGCCAAACCUCUCUUCUACUACUAUCACUCACUGGCCUUGCCGUGCCUGCGAUUGCCCUCAAGGGGUCUUCGAAUUAUUCGUUCCUAUCUGUGUCAAUUGUGGGCACGAUAUGGACAAUCAUGAACUUCCGGAUUCCGACGCAUUUAAUCCUCUCUGUGAUUAUAUUUGCGAAAGAGAAGAGCUGGUUUCUUCAGUUCUACAACAGGCAAUAAUUAUGGGAAUGGUGGUUAUUCGUGCUACCCCUGUAGUGGGAAAGACAACCCUUCUCAAGUUACUUGGCCGCCAUAUUCUUUUUCACAAACGAGAACUUGAGCCUAUAUUCAUUACUUGGCAGCCCAAGCAUGAACGCAAUAAUCUUCCAUACCAGCAGUUUCUAGACGAGAAAGCAGUCAGCGUACAAGAAGCAAACGCUAAGCAUCGUCCACAUAACCCGAAAGCCAAAAGGAUUUUUCUUAUCGAUGAGGCUCAAGGUUCUUAUGAAGACGAAGAUUUUUGGACUCAUGACCUCAAAAACCACCUCACUAGAUCGCGACCAAUAUUUGUGCUUGCCUGUCUUUAUAGCCCGGUUGGCAUUUUCGGGAGCCAAGGCCAACGGGUCGAAUCGCGAGCUUCUAAAGUAGACACUCUCAAUCGAAUAGAAUUACGCCCAUCUAAAUCUAAUUCUUUAGGCAUGCUCUUCAAACCGGAAGAGACAUUGACCAAGGUCAGCAAAUGGAUCCAUCAGAAUGAUCUCAAACCUGAAAGUGUCGAUCGUAUAGCUAUAGCUGAAAUUGCAUAUCGACGUCUCAUCCCUGGUCCACCACCAGGAACCAAUUCAGAUCAAAUCACGCUCCAGCAAGCCUGUCUAAACGCUAUUGAAAGAUUCAGCCCAUCCGUUUUACAUCAUCGUGUUCCCUCGUCGAACAGCAGUUUUCAGUCUAUUGACAGCUGGGGUAUCCCAGAAGCUGCUUUCCAAGAUGAAAUGUAUUGUUGUCUUAAUUAUGAGCUUCAUAAUCUACCAAUUUUAUCUGAAUAUGCUGAAACCAAGGAUGGACGAAUCGAUUUCUAUAUCUUUGAUAAAAGAUGGGGGAUUGAGAUACUUCAAUCCGGUAACAAUGGAAGAUUAGAAGAACAUGCAAAUCGAUUUCGAUAUGGGGGAAAAUAUUAUAAGUGGGGUAUUUUCGAAGAAUACAUCAUUCUUAAUUUUUGUUCGAAAUCUUCUAUCGAUACUCUUCAAGUCAAAGAUAUUGAUAUACUAAAGCAUAUAUUACAUAUUGUUAUCGACGCGAAUGAAUGUACUGCGGAAGUAUAUACAUAUAACAAACAGCUACAAGCAACCUUGGAUCUGGGCGAGGGAAGACAACGAUGGCAUUCUGCUGAGCAGAGUUCAACUUCUGAAGACUUCGAUGUUUAUAUGACUCUGCGAGAUCAGAAGAUAGAAAUGGAGCAGACGAAGAAAGAGAAGCAGGAAAUGAGACAAGAAAUAAUUCAAUUAAAAUUACAACUUAAUCAGAGAUGA